AUGGGCCGACACUCCAAAGCAACUACUGCACGUCUUGGGAACCUCAACCACCCUAGAAGGUCCUAUAAACCCACUAUAGAAGAUGUGAGCGAGUCAGAAGAUGAAGAUUACAUCCCUACCAGCAACAGGCAGCCACUCCUCAAAGAAGGCUUCUUCUUCCUGGAUGAAGACUUGGAUUCAGACUCGGACUGGGACCCAGAGGAUGAGGAGGAGGUGGAGGUUGAUGAGGAAGAACUAGAGGGGCUGAAGAAUGAGAGCGACAUUCAUCAGUUCGCAGCUGUUCUCUGUGAAGCUCAAGCUCUUGCUGUAAAGGCUGAACGUGAAGCAGCAGCUGAUAAGCCCAACCGCCCAAAGCACUACACUGGGAACUCAAAACGAAGCCAGCGGCUCCAUGCCUUCAAUCGGAAGAAGUUAGCAGCAGCUGGACAACAAUUUAUUAAUUCCUGGUUCACAGUAGCCAAAAAGACGGUCUCCAAGGAUGAAUCUGGUUCAGACUCAGACUCAUCACCUGAAGACCCACCCACCGAAGAUGUUGAGGCAAGCAUGGGCCGGCUCUUCCCUGAAAGAGAUGAAUUGAGCAAUGAAAUGAACCCGGGGCCGUUGCAUGACACUACAGGCACCCAGAGUGACACACGAGUGAGAUCUGCAAAGGAGGAAGUCGAAGAGCUCCUGAAGCAGUUGUGGAACGGAUGUUGCCCUUCGGAUGACAGCCCUGAGACAAGGACUGAUGUCCUGUUGAAUGGAUUAUGCUACAAGGACUUUCCUAUGCUGCGUCGUGCACUCGCAAAACUCACCGUCAAGAGCAAAGACAAGAAGCUUGAUGUGUUCUUCCGAAGCCGAAUUACAGGGAUGGUUGCGACAUUGAAUCUUUAUCUCGAUUCACAGCUCUCAUAUACAUGGCGGGAGGCUUCCCUGAUUGCAGCAAAAGCUGCAGGACGAGGACCCAAUCACACACGCAACCUACGAAAGUGGAUCUGUCAGUUUUUGAAAUCUGGGAAACUGCCCCUUCACCGAUAUGGCUCCUACAACUCCUCAAUCCUCGAUGAUGAAGACUUUGCCCGGGAUAUCCAGCUACACUUGACAGAAAAGGCAAAAGAUGGCUACAUCCGGGCACAGGACAUUGUUGACUACGUUGCCACAAAGGAUGUCCAGGAGCGGCUUGGGGUGAAGGCACGAGGAAUCACCGUUCGAACGGCUCGACGCUGGUUGAAGAAGCUGAACUGGCGAUAUACCCGCAAACGGAAUGGCAUGUACAUUGAUGGCCAUGAAAGGGAGGAUGUGGUUGCUUAUCGGAAAGCAUUCGUGUCACGCUGGCAGGAAUAUGAGAAGCGUUUCAUUAUUUAUGACAAUGAUGGCAACGUACUCUCUAAACCAGCUGGCUUCCCUGUCCCUCAAAUCGGCCGCUUCCGCUUGAUCCUGGUCAUACACGAUGAAUCAAUGUUCUAUGAAAACGACAGACGCAAGACAAAGUGGACCCACUUCCAAGAAAAGGCGACAAUGGAGAGAAAAGGAGAGGGGCCAUCGAUCAUGGUGUCCGAAUUCUUAACACCUGAUUGGGGGCGGCUAAAAGACGGAGAUGACGAGGCACGUAUCCUCUUCAGAGCGGGGAAGAAUCGGGAUGGUUACUUCGACAAUGACGAUCUGAUCAGUCAAGUGGAUCAUGCUAUUGACAUUUUUGAGGGACUCACCAAUGGCUUUGCAACUGGUCUUUUCCUGUUUGACAAUGCACCGAGUCACCAAAAGCGGGCAAUGGAUGCCCUCUCUGCUCGGAAAAUGCCCAAAAAUGCCCAUGCAACAUGGACACAUCACAAAGAUGGCCCAAAGAUGAGGACCACCUGCUUCGGUGAGCACAGCACUAUCCAAGACUUCUAUUACCCAGAUGAUCACCCCACCAUGCCGGGCUGGUUUAAAGGGAUGGAGAAUAUUAUCCAGGAGCGCAGUCUGUGGCCACAGCGGGGGCUCAACGCGCAGUGUGAGGGGUUCAAGUGUGAGCCUGGGAAGACGGACUGCUGCUGUCGACGGCUUCUAUUCACACAGCCCGAUUUCGUAAAUCAGAAGUCUCGCCUUGAAGAGUUAAUCACUUCCCGCGGUCACAUUUGUGACUUCUACCCAAAAUAUCACUGUGAACUCAAUUUCAUUGAGCAGUAUUGGGGGGCAGCAAAGCUUCGGUAUCGGAAUAGCCCCAAGACAACUGAUAUAAAGGAGAUGGAGAGGAAUGUACUUGCCUGCCUCGACGAUGUUCCUGAUGUUUCAAUCAAACGAUAUGCCAAUCGCGCUGCUCGAUUUAUCAACGGAUACUUCCAGGGACUUACAGGCCCCGAGGCAGCGUGGGCAAACAGGAAAUAUCACGGCCAUCGCACACUUCCUGCGUCUGUUGUUGCUAAACUUAAGGAGGAGUUCUUAAAGAGGUUUGGGGGGUCCAAGUAA
Cyclocybe aegerita is the source of this 2427-nucleotide messenger RNA. The record is from the annotation of a GenBank genome assembly. Lineage: Eukaryota; Fungi; Basidiomycota; Agaricomycetes; Agaricales; Hemipholiotaceae.